AUGCUCCCGGCGGUAGGGACACCGACCCCCGUGGCCCCUACGAAGCCUAGGGGUAGGAUACACCCGGCUUUCUAUGUGGUGUGAGUGCACCCCUGCUUAUGCGGGACAUCUGAGACAUGUCUAAUAUUUUUUUAAUUUUUUCUGCUUGCAGCUUGUGGAUUUCUCUGAGUUCCGCUGUCAUCAUAUUUAACAAGUGGAUUUUAGAUCCUAAAACCACAAACUUCCGUAUGAAAAAUCCUUGAGCAGCCGUUGCCGUUGUGUUGGGUAAUUGCUGAUCUCCCGUAUCAUACCCAGGUUUUCGUACGACUCCAGCCCCCUCAUCGAUCACAUCUUUGCUACCCCUCAUACCUGUAAUUGAGAUUGAACUGAUAUUGGCUUUAGCAAUAUUCUUAACAACAUGGCAUCUCUUAUUUUCCUCCAUCACAACUCAGAUUCUCGCGAGGACAAGCACCUUGCUCGAUGGCCGGAAGACGGUCAAAAUGACCGGGAAGGUCUACUUGCGCGCUAUUUGUCCAAUUGGCCUGUUCUUCAGCUUGAGUUUGAUCUGUAGCAACAAGGCAUAUCUGUAUCUGAGCGUAUCAUUUAUCCAGAUGCUGAAAGUAAAAACUCCUCCCCGCAUUGCCCCGGGGUCGACCGUUAACCUUUUCGUGUCAGGCGACCACACCUAUAGCAGUGCUUAUCGCCUCUUGGGGACUACGUGUUGGGAGUCCGGAUUUAGGUAUCCUGAAGAAGGUUACCCUUAUUGUGAUUGGAGUCAUGAUUGCUUCUUACGGCGAAAUCCUCUUCAAUGCCAGCGGAUUCAUCUUCCAGGUCUUCGGAAUUGGAUUUGAGGCGGUCCGACUUGUCAUGGUUCAGAGGCUGCUCUCCUCAGCGGAGUUUAAGAUGGAUCCGCUAGUUUCGCUGUACUACUUUGCACCAAUCUGUGCAGUGAUGAAUUUCGUUCUGUUCUUAGUAUUCGAGAGCGGCUCCUUGGGGGUAUCAGAACUGUUGCGGGUUGGGUGGCUUACCUUUCUCUUGAAUGCUCUUGUGGCGUUCGGUUUGAAUGUCUCGGUGGUGUUUUUGAUCGGGAAAACGUCCUCACUAGUCCUUACCCUUUGUGGUGUUUUGAAGGAUAUUUUGCUCGUCUGUGCUUCGAUGAUCAUCUGGGGAAAUCCCGUUACUAUCCUUCAAUUUUUUGGUUAUGGUAUCGCCCUUUCUGGUCUCUUGUAUUACAAACUGGGUGCCGAAAAGAUCAGCGAGCAAUUUGCACAUCUACGAGGGUUGGGAUCAAGGCUCUGCGCACGAAGUCCGACAAAUCGCCGGCUGGGAAUUGGUGCUGCUUCGCUUUUUAUGGUGGUGAUUUUGGGAACAAUUUAUCGCGGUCAGUAUCCUGCUCGGGAUACCGUGCCUGUGGGUGCACAGACCUCUCCUAGCCCCUCUAGGGUUAUUCCCAACAACAGUGUCUCUAGGAGCAGGCUUGAUAUUGUCAUCAGUAUGUUCAAGGAGAAUACCCAAUCAGUUCACGAUCAGGUUGAGGAAAUCCUUAGCCUUCCACAGCUUUCAAAUUUAGAGACGAAGGUGGUAGUGUACAGCAUGGACAAGGCAGCCGACUUGGUAUCUUUAGCUAAGGAAACCGGUGCGGAUGCUCUAGAGCAUAUCCCCAAUGUCGGUCGAGAGACUGGAGCCUAUCUCAGCCAUAUCUUGAGACACUGGGAAAAUCUUGCAGAUCAUACCCUUUUCUUUCAUCCAGAAAUCGAGGACUUUGGUCAUGUAAAGGCUCGGAUUGAAGAUUUUUUCCUCCCGUCUACCGGUAUGCUUUCUCUCGGGGUUGGCCAUGCGGAAUGUUCCUGCAGUGAAUGCCGUGACCCUUGGGCACCGGAGCAUACCUGGACCCGGGUGCCUCAGAUCUUCUCAGCAGUUUACGGAGAAAUAUGUCCAAGCACCAAUAUCCUUCUAUCAUACGGCUCACGGUUUAUCGUCUCUUCAAAAAGGAUUAAGGGGACGGAUAAACGUAUCUACCAACACUUGAAGGAGAUAUUGGAGAGUGACGAGAAGCACUGGAUUCACCAGGAUAAGAGGCAGCCUGGCAUGGAAGAUGCUCCACAAAAUCCCUAUUUCGGCCACUCUCUAGAGAGGAGUUGGAUGGUAAUCUUCAAGUGCUCGGAGAUGAGACUUGUCGAGAGUUGUCCGAAAUUAGAUACUAGGAGGAAGCCUGGUGACCGGGAUGACGUUUGUCAGUGUCUUGAUAUAGGGUAGGGUGGUACUCGGUUUUGAUUCUAACAUUUUUCUGUGUGGGCUUCCUAUUUUUUCAUUACGCUGGUAGCGUUGUAAAUAACUUUCCGUCGUUUUUUUUGUUGGUGCUUGCUGGAUUUGUUUUACGUGGACGUGUUGGAGGUUUGGAUAUAGCCUAGUGGCUUCUCGAUUGGUCUUUCAAUGGUAACAGGCGCCUUUCCCUUCCGAUUUUCUGUUGCGCUGGCAGAAUGAGUUCGAGGGCAUUGUUGGCAAGGGUUAUAUUGAAUUCUCGUGA
Molecule: messenger RNA, 2506 nt
Organism: Tuber aestivum (summer truffle)
Lineage: Eukaryota; Fungi; Ascomycota; Pezizomycetes; Pezizales; Tuberaceae
Source: the annotation of a GenBank genome assembly